GUUCGAAUGACGUCACAAGCUGCAGCUUCAAGAAGGUUUAAAUGAGAGCAGCAGUUCGUUCUUCAUACAUAUCUCUUGCACUUACAAUAAAAACCAACACAGAUCGUCUGUAUCCCGUGACAGUGUGACAGUAGCUUGUAAACCGUCGCGUGGAAUGGAUCGGCGUUCGUUUUUGGUGCGUGUACAAAUACGAAACUGAACAACUGCAACACCAAAGAAAACUUCCCUUCGCUCGUGCAUCAGCGUCAAAACGAAUGUAAACGAUUUCCGCCAGCUCGCGAGGCCGUGUGUUCUCUCGGAGACUACUGUGUAUCCUAACCAAGUGUUGAGUGUCACACACCAUACGACCGAAAAUGGUGCUUUCGGGAUGUUAUGGAUCCGUCAAAUAUGCACUCAUCUUCAUCAAUCUUAUAUUCGGGAUUGUGGGAUUGGCCGUCGUGGGGCUGAUUAUGUGGCUGUUCUGUGGGCAAACAUUUUUAAUGUCCCUCAGCCAUGAACAGCACCAUUUCACCGCUGGCCUUUUCAUACUGCUCGCUGCUGGCCACCUCAUGCUGAUCGUAUCCUUUCUGGGAUGUUGGGGCGCCAUUCGCGGGUCCCAGUGUAUGCUGGUCUGUUUCUUCAGCUGUCUUCUUGUGGUUUUCGUCGCGCAGAUCGCAGCUGGAGCGAGAAUCUGUACUAGCUCUGGCAGCCUCAAGGAUCUGGUCAAGUCUUCCAUGAUAAUUACUGUUAAGAAUAAAUAUGGCGUCGAGGACUCCUACACGCAAACAGUGGAUUCGUUCCAGUCCGAACUUGGAUGUUGUGGAGCUACCGGUCCUUCAGAUUGGGCUGGUAGCAAAUAUUCCACUAAAGAUCCUUCGCUUCCAGUCAGUUUGACCGUUUCCGGAGAUCCGAACAACGUCUAUACAGUACCAGAAUCUUGCUGCAGAACCAAGGACAGUUUAGCUUGUACAGCAGCCAGGGAAAUUAGGGUCGCCAGUGAUGUCAAUGGGGCGAUUUACAAUGAGGGUUGCAUAGACAAGCUGAUAGACGUUUUAAGCAGCCAGAAGAACGUGAUCAUUGGCAUCGUAGCAGCGAUAGGCAUUUUAGAACUCCUCGGGUUGAUAUUCUCGCUUGUGUUAUGCUGUGCAAUCGGAUCAUCCGAUAGAUACAAAGCUUGAAAGAAACGCGUUCCAGAUAUACCAUCUUCCGAUCCAUCCUUACGCCACAUAUCGCUGUGUCAGAACACGUUUUAACCGGUAUAACACUUUGAUCUCUGUGCCAAUUCGAAUAGAUUUUCUGGUAUUUGUCUGUUUGACUGAUCAACGAAUGUCUUGCUACAACCAAGCAGCAUCCGUGUAUAGCUUCAGUAUUUUUUUAGUCGGUACUGUCCGUGAGUAGCAGGCGUCGUCGUAUUAUGAUCCUGCUCAGGGGCAAAAACAACAGUUCUUUUCUACCAAUGUCUAUUUACAUCUUUGUAAUUCUUUUUUAUUUAAAAACUACUCCAUUUUAUAUUUUUACAACCGCCGUUACCUAAUAGGAAAAAAAGAAAACACAAAAAUUACUUAAUAGAAUAUAAACUACAAUUUUCUUCACAUUUUUCUUUGAAACCCAUUUCGUGCGCUCGUCGAGUUUGGAUAGAUUGACAUUGUAUUGGCACUUACGAGAUUGAACCGAAUUGUGCGUUUAUUUAACUCAGUAAAAAGGGAAGUGCACAGUUUCGGUUUGCUUUCUAAGGAAAAAGAAACUCGAACGAGCAUUCAAUAUUUUACAGAAUACCUACCUCAUGGCAAAUAGAUGUGCUAUGUUUCCAUGCAUUGAUCGAAGCUUCACAGAUCUGCAUUUCUAUCAGUAAGGACAUUGCAUUCAUCCAUAGGCGCAACCGUCUUUAGAAACAGAGGAGAGCCUGGCUCAAUUUUUUUUUUUUCGAGGUCACAUAGACUGACUAUUCUCAGCUUAUGACCUAGAUUAAUUAAAUAGAUAAUUUACAUUAUUAAUCUCGAGUCAAAAGAUCUUCAAUGAACCUAAAGUUUUUUAAUCCUGAUGGCAUAGUUCAUCAGGUUACGAAUCCAAUCCCUAGCUUCUAACGACCGUACGAAUUACGUAUGAAUUUCGUGAUCUUUUUCGGUUAUGAUCUGACAUGUAUAGUCAAUGUUGUUACAUUUUGUCAUAGACAAAACUGUCCUUGAAUGGACGAAAUUCCGGUGGGGUGGUUUAGGACGCUGUCUGAUGUGUCCUUUAGAUCUGAUUUGCACGCUGAAAUGCGAGCUUCUUCUUUUCCUCCAUAUCUUCAACCCAACUAGAGCCAUGGCCCUCCCGUUGGCGUUUAUUACACGCCGUCAUUCCCAUAGUAGUCUUCUGGGUGUUCCCAGGAUACAUCGCUUGUCAAUCGCUUUUGUUUGUGCUGUCUGGCGACAAAAGCCUUCCAAUGCUGGGAAUAAGUGGUAGAAACGAUCUUUUACAUUUUCGUUAGGCCAAAGUAGUAGACCAAAUUAUCGUUAGUAUUUGUUAAGGAACGAAUGGAAGAGCGAGAGUGUAGGAGAGUAUGAAUUUGCUUGAGCGAUAAGGAUUCGAAUAUUGUUCUUGUUGCAACUGGUAUAUUUAAUAACAAGAGAUUUUGUCUAUUAUACGCAGGUUACUCUGACUUGGUUCAGUAUGCUCUCUAAACUGCCAAUGGUUUACAUUUCUCGUGAAAAUGGAACAAAGCAUUUUCACUGUAACGAUUUUUGUAUCAUUAGUUACUACCUUUUGGAAACGUUUUUCUGUAUUUCUUUUAUGCGAUUUUUACCAAGCGUACAGCUUUAAAAAAGAAAUGAUAUUAUACAAUGAUCAAUGCAUAUACUUGCGAUCAUUCUGUUGCCAAUGCGCCAGUUUCAACAUACAUACACACGCGUCUAUAUAAAUGUAUACAAAAUAUUAUAUUAUUAUAGUACAUCAUAGAUGCUCCGAAACGAUCGAUCUGAUAAUUAAUAUUGAUGUCCAAAUGAGAUUAUAUUAUUGUAAGAACGCUACUAAAGCGAUUUUGUCUCUUGUAACGUUAUAGUCUAUCCAUGUUAUCUUUAAAGUAAAAAGAAAGUGGCAAACAUUUAACAGAGAGGACAUAGCUAAACAGAAGCAUCUAAUUUUAUAAAACUUUGGAAAUUCGUGUAAUCUAUUUUAUCGGUGUGCAACUCUUCGAAGUUGCAAUAUUUUUUUAAGAAACUGUCUCGUUGGACAGAAUAAUUCGGUAGCGAUUGAUCGGUGCAUUCCCGUGAAAGUUGAAAAAAAAGAAGUUAAAUUGAAUGUUGUAUUAAAGUCGCUACUACUUUAAUACCAAGACUCUUCAUCCUGAAAAAGGUUGUGGUGUUUUUCGAUGUAACGAACAAGAGCUGCUUUUGGAAUAGUUGUGUCUUAUAUAAGUGAUCGAUUGUAUUUGACGAUGAAUGUUUUAUAGAUUAUGUGUAACUAUAGUAAAUAGAAAAGAUGUUUAUUAAUUGUUCAUUUAAUAUUCAUCGUCAAAUGAUCUAGGGUAAGCUAAAGAGAAAUUGAUCUUUGCAUAUAUGUAUCUUGGUGAUGAGUAUGGUACAAAAAAAUUACGAGAAUAUUUCAAUUCUCUUCAUUAGGUUCCAAAUCAAAAUAUACGAAGUGAAGAUCAUAGUGUCUAGUCUAUAAAGGUUGAAUUCCUUAUUUAUCAGAUUAAUUGUGUUUUAUAACUAACGCGUUGCUUAUCAAUUGCUGGACCCACGGAAAUGCAAAUGUAUGAUUUCCGAUCAAAUGAGAUUUAAUGGAUGAGCAAUGUGUUAAUCGAUCGCUUUACAUUGUAAUAUUAUUUCAUGCGUUCCUCUCCCUUUCUAUGAAGACAGAAUAAGAGUGCGUACUGUUCAGUGAAGCAGUGGCAAUGUCACUUCUGUUUACCAGAAAUUCAAUUUAAUUUAACUUAAUCAACGAUCAACAAUAUUCAUUUGUGAUCGUUAACGUUUGAGAAGCUCUAAUUAAGUAUAUAAAUAAUCAUCUGCACGUAUGUACGCAUAUACAUAUAUCUGAUGUUAUAUAUGUAAACAAAAUAAUGCAAUUUGAAGAUAUAGAAACGCUUAUUGAGUAAAAGGACGCGACCAACAAGCAAUGUAAAAAGUGAUGAUCUAAUUGCUGUAAUUACGGGUUUUAUAGUUUCCGAUCUUGAAAUAACUUUGUUAAUUGUAGUUAAUUCCAAAAAAUUUCUUUGUAGUAGCGUAGCAUCAUUUUUUUUUCUACCUUGAAACAAUUAAUAUAUGCGUUAAUCCUUCGUGUUAGCAUGAAAUGUUUCUAAAUGGUUAAUAGACAUUUGAUUUUUCAUUUCUUCACAAUGCAACGUUGUAAUUCUUAAUAGGACUUCUCUUAUUCAAAUAAUUUUACAAAAUCG
This is a messenger RNA of Megalopta genalis, 4354 nucleotides long. RefSeq names its product tetraspanin-8. NCBI's taxonomy places the organism in Eukaryota, Metazoa, Arthropoda, Insecta, Hymenoptera, Halictidae. The record is from RefSeq and is a predicted model, not a curated record. Gene Ontology annotation, cellular component: plasma membrane.